AUGGAAGACUUCGAUGAAGACGAUUUUUUCAAAAAACGUUCACCAGAUUAUGCUAAAGUUGAAGCAGACAAACAAGCAGUCACUGAUCACUGUGCUCGUGAGCAUGACAAACUGAAAGAGAAGAAGAAAGAAUUCUUUCAAGAAAAGAAUGAUGGUGCCCAAGCUAGUGACACACUGAAUAAUGAAAUCAACAAAUUACUUGGUGAACUGGACGAACAAGUAAAACAAAUAACACGAGAAGAAAAGGAAAAGACCGAACUUUGUGCUAAACACUACAAGUUGGCCGAAGUCAUUGCAGAAGAAAGAGAAAAUCUGGAUACAUCUCAAAUACAAAUUGAGAACAGUGAACGUGAACUACGUCAUCAUACGACUACGAAAAGCACUUUAGAAAUGGAAGAAAAGCAAUUGCGUAAUCAACUCAAUAUUAUGAAAGAAAAAUCGAACGAGAAUAGCAAUACCCAGCACCACCUUCAGCUUUCAAUGAAAGGACUUCAAGAACAGAUCGAACGGGUUUCUCACGAACUUCAAGAACAAGAACAGAAACUCGCUCAAGAAAAUGAACAAAGACAACAAAUCGAACUGCGUAUCGAAGAAUUAAAAGCCGAAAUGCAUCAUAUUGAAGAGCAGUUGAGAAAUAUCGCCGCUGAAUUGGAACGAUUAGCUGAAGAACAACGAAAUCUUUCUGCGCAACAGAAAGAUCUAAAAAAACAACAUGAACAAUUAUUAAUCAUGAUUACUGAACUGGAACAAAUAAUUCAAGAGAAAGAAGCUGGUCUUGCUCGUCAACAAUCACAAGUCGAUCGUAUUCAGGAGAAGAUUCGGCAAUUGGGCAAAGAAAUAAACGAACUGCGCGAAGAGAUUCAAAAGCUUAGUGAAGAACUUGAAACAGUCAAUGAUGAAUUGAAUCAAGCAGAAGAACGAUUAAAAGAAUUCGAGAUUGAACGCAAACGAUUGGAAGAUGAGAAGCGUGAACUAGAGAAAAAGUUUACUGCAUUAGAUGAUCAACGUGCCGAUUAUAGUAAACAACUUAAUGCUCUUCAGCAAAAGUUACGUGCUACUGAAGAUUUAUUAGCACGAGCACAAAUGAAAGUUGCUCAACUUGAACAAUCACUCCAAACUCAAACGGAAGAAGUUCAACGUCUUCAAGAAGAACAUGACACUCUAGAAUCACGUCUGGGAGAAUUAACCGAAAGAUGUAAUGAUUUGCGAGAACAAAAAGAAGAAGCACAACAAGAAAAACAAACGGCAGAAGCUGAACUUCGAGAGGCUGAGCAAUUACUUAAUCGAUUAAAACAGCAAGAAAGAGAAGAACAAAUGCAACACAAUCGCGCGGUCAGCGAAGAACAACAAGCUCUGUCACAGUUGAAAAAUGCAGAAAAUGAACAACGUAUAGCUGAGGAACAAUUGCGCGCUGCUGAAAGUCGACUGAGACAGGCAAAGAUAGUCACCAUUGUUACAUCGUUCUUAUGGUGGACUAGAAUAUGUGUUAAACUUAUUGGUGGUCGGACUGCUGAUACGAAAGAGGCUGAAAGUGCUGUGCAACAAGCUCGUGAUAAAGUUGAACAAAAGCGCAAUGCCUGUAAUCAAGCACGUGAAAAACAUGUUGCAGCGAAGCAGAAGGCCAGUCAAUGCGCCGCUCAAUAUCGUGAACGAGUUAACGAACGAUCACAGCAAGAAAGCGUCGUUCAACAAAGAUCAUCCGAAGUCGCCACAAGAAAACAACAUCUCCAACAGGUGAGUCAUACAUUGCGUGAAGUUAAUCGACAACGAACAUCGACCGAAACCAAUCUGAAAACAGCGUCAAGCAAAUUACAACGUGCUCAAGUUCAACUUAAUACCACUACAAACGAUUUACAUAAGUCUCAGCAUGAGCUCAACACUCAUGAACAACAAAAACAAGAAUUAGAUUCUAAUAUUGAAACAUUGCAGACUACCAUCGAGAGACAUGAACGUACCAUUCAAGAGCAUCGAUUAUUAAUAAAAGACAAUCAGACAGCUUUGACUAACGCUACUAAUAAUCAUCAAACACAAGUCAUUGAAGUUCAACGUAUCAAAGGUCGAGUCGAUCAGAUGAAACGAACUCUCUGCGACAAAACCAAUAUGGAGAAAGCCAAGGUACGUGAGAUAAAUAAUCAACAGAAGUUACUCGAGAUGGAGAAACAUACCGAACAGCAAUUACGAAAUGAUUUAGCUGCAAAACGUACACAAUUAGGUGAAGUGGAAAAUGAAUUAAAGGCAACGACAACAAAACUCAUUCAGAUUACCGAUCAAAUUAAAGAUUUACAAAAUGAAAAGAAGAAUUUCGAUCAACAACAAAAAGCUAAGCGUCAAGAAUUGAGUCGCUAUGAACUCGCUCAACGUCAGGCCCGUGAACAAGUACAAAAGCAAGAUCUUAAAGCACAAAACGUUCGUCAAAAACUUGACAUACUCAAGAUUCGCGAUCAACAACUUCAUGGUGAGAUCAAAACUAUGGAAACGAAACUUCAAUCGAAGACUGAACAACUGACUGCCAAUCAAAAUACUGCUAAUCAAGUCAUUGAACAGCUUCGAUCUAUCAAACAGCAACAGGAACGUAGUCGACAAACGAUUACAACAUCAAAAAAUACAUUAAACGAUGUUGAUGCUCAAGUUCGACAAAAAAUUGAGAAAAUCGAACAGCAAGAACGCAUCUUUCGAGAAACAACUAAUCAAUUUCAUCGUCAACAAGAGAAAUUCACUCAAAACGAAGAUCUUCGUGCUGCUAAUUAUGAACGUUUGGAAAAACUCGAACAGACUAUUACUGAACUCAAACAAUAUCAUACCGAUGAACAAACAAGACUGCAACUCAAAGCCAAUGAAAUCAUCACCAACGAUCUACAAGCGAAUGGUAUCACUCCAAAAGUACGCAACGUAAAUGUGCGUCCUAUAGUGACGCCGAUCGAUUUAAAGAAGAAACAAGCAUUACCUUAA
This is a messenger RNA of Rotaria sordida, 2949 nucleotides long. The record is from the annotation of a GenBank genome assembly. NCBI's taxonomy places the organism in Eukaryota, Metazoa, Rotifera, Eurotatoria, Philodinida, Philodinidae.